UCUGGCAAAAUUUUGGCAAAAUGAUGCUGCUAACGUCCCAAAAUCAUAUGCAACAGAUUCAGAUGAAAAUCACAUUAUGUUGAAUGACCAAAACUCAUCUGCAUCACAGAACACAACAUUGACUUCAUCCACUUUUGAUGCAACAGCUAAAGAUACUCUGGGAGCAACUACUGCUGACCCUGGAACAACUGAAGUUGUACAAUUAAAUAAUAAGAAUAUGUCUGCUGAAACUGAAAAUGAGAAUCAUUCUUCUAUUGCAAAUGAGAAGUCAGUAAAUUCUUCAAAAAGAAAUAUUGAUGUGGUAACUGUAGAACAAAAACCACCUGAUGCAUCUACACAGGAGAUUUUAAAUGCAUCCUGCUCAAAUAAAAAAGAAGAUAUAUUAAGACAGCUGAUAUCUGAAGAAGAACAGGCAUUUGAACAACAAUUAACAGAUGUGGAUUACCAGCUUCAAUAUGUUCCUCCUUUGGCUUUGAAAAGAAAGAAAAUUUUCAGCUCAUUCAAUAAAGCACAAACUAGCAGAAGAAACUUCAUUAAAGAAAAUAUUAGACAUCUGAGAGAGAUGCAGUUCCGUUUAAAUGAGAAACGAAGCCACACAACUCCUGCGACACUGUUACAGUCCAGAGAUCAGAAAGCAGCAUCAAAAAAGUUGCCACAGUUUCCUAUGUUGCAAACUUCUCAGAAACAUUUCAACAGAGACAAUAAAACUCCAAGGAGAAAGAUAAAAAAUAAAAUCACACGUCAGCAAAAGAUGUAUCUUCGUAAAGCAACAAGAUCACAUCUUCAAAAAUCCGGUGAACAUGGAAGCAUAGCUCGUGAUCAGACUUCAUCAACAACAUCUCUUACUUCUGUUCAUGACUCAGGAUGUAGUUCAGCUAGUGAUGAAACUUUAAGAAACUUCUAUGCUGAGACUAAUAAUGAUAGAGAAAUGUAUCAUAUGAGCUCAUCAGAUGACAAAGAGAAUAUUUUAUCUCCUGAUGGGAAUGAAUCCAUAAACUCAAUAAAAAAUUAUUCAGAUGCUAAAAUGAUGAAGCAAAAUAUUCUUGCUCCAGAUUCACAAGAUGCUUUGAAUGCAUACUCGCCUCAGCAACGGAAAGCUUUAGCAGAUUCCUUGAAUGUAAAAAUGACAGCUAAGGCAAUGGCUGCAAUGAAGAAAGUACUUGCACCAUCACCACCAAAUCCUCUAAAAGCGCCUCCUUCAUACCAAAAAGGGGUUCUGCCAAAGUACCUGCUGUCACGACAGGAGCAGCAGCAAAAGGAAGAAUGUGAUCGCCAGUUAAGAGACCCAGAUUGUCCACCAGGAUAUGUUCGUCUUCCAGAUAUGGAAAGGAGGGAAACCUUAAGUAUAUUAAGGAAAUACUAUGGAGAUUUAAUUCAAGCGAUGAAUACGCUACCAGUGCAAACAACGGCCAAGAAAAUACAACAAAAGAAAAUGGACAUCGAGAAACAACUAGAUAAAUUGCAAGCAGCAAUUAAAGUGUUUUCUAAACCAAAAGUGUUCAUGAAAGUUGGAUCAUAAGGCACUGAAGUACAAUCUGUAGUUGUUGUUCCUCUUCUGCUUCACAGGUGAAGUUACAGUGAAGUCAAUAGUCAAACUUGCUUUCAGUCCAGACACUAGUUGAUGCUACAGUUCAGUUAGUAUAUUAAUUGGAUUCAGAUUUUUAAGACAGUAUUUUUGACAGUUGUUAAUGGCACAGUAAGAGUUUCUCUGAACUUGAAAAAAGUGUUAUACACAAACUUCUGUUUCUAGUGAUGUAUUUUGCUAGCUUUUUGUAAAGAUUAA
Messenger RNA from Schistocerca cancellata (South American locust), 1783 nucleotides. RefSeq names its product probable basic-leucine zipper transcription factor R. Bases 77 to 1519 code for a protein of 480 amino acids. The record is from RefSeq and is a predicted model, not a curated record. NCBI's taxonomy places the organism in Eukaryota, Metazoa, Arthropoda, Insecta, Orthoptera, Acrididae. Gene Ontology annotation, cellular component: cytoplasmic microtubule. The transcript has 8 exons.